AUGUCUGCGAUUCGAUUGAGAUCAACCAUAACCACUACUGUCGGAUUCCUCGUGAACGCCACGAGUUGCCACAAAAUAGGAAAUAGAAAAGCUGGUUUUCGUGUUACGAGGAGUAAUUUAAAAACACAAUGCGUCGAUAGUCCAUUUUACACCACCCGUUUGGCCUUGCCUCCCGAUUACGAGAACGUGGUAGACUUCAUGUGCGAGGUAUACUACAAGGGUGAGCCUAUAAUCCACAAUAUCGGCUUGAAGGGCACCGAGGCACCGGAAUCGUGGCGACGGAUGAUGUACGAUCAAGUUCGAUCGGGUCUGUCGAUCAUCGCUGAGGAUCGGGACCACUGCAUCAUAGGAGCAGCUCUGAACAGUGUGAUAGGUCCAUCGGAACCAAAGAAUCUCUGCGAGUUCGCGAGGAUAUGCGAAUCGACUCCCAUCAGACGUAUCGUCGAGUUCUACAGCUAUAUAGCGCAGAAACUCAACGUUUGGGAACGAUACUGCAGCUGGCAAGUCUUCGAACAGAGCAGUUUGGCUGUCCACACCGCUUUCCAAGGGUUGGGAAUCGCUAGGAGGCUCGUAGGGGAGAGCUGGUUCCUGGCGCGCGAUUGUAGCUACCCCUUGUUCCUCAUACACUGCAACAGCAGUUACUGUGCGAAAAUAUGCGAGCGAAAUGGAUGGCAAAUGAUCUGGAGCAUCCCAUUCGAUCAGUAUGUGUACGACGGUGAAGUUGUCUUUAAGCACGUUAAGGAGCCUCAUACUAUGUGCAAAGUGUUUGUCGACCAAUUGAAAAUAUGUAAACCCUACUGUAAAACUACCAAAAAGUGUAACAAAGUGACGUAUCCACCGAAAAUAAACUAA
Messenger RNA from Hylaeus volcanicus, 852 nucleotides. RefSeq lists its product as uncharacterized. NCBI's taxonomy places the organism in Eukaryota, Metazoa, Arthropoda, Insecta, Hymenoptera, Colletidae. Bases 1 to 852 code for a protein of 283 amino acids. Gene Ontology annotation, molecular function: N-acetyltransferase activity. The transcript has 3 exons. The record is from RefSeq and is a predicted model, not a curated record.